This is a messenger RNA of Cornus florida, 1679 nucleotides long. RefSeq names its product phytolongin Phyl2.2-like. Gene Ontology annotation, cellular component: membrane. Lineage: Eukaryota; Viridiplantae; Streptophyta; Magnoliopsida; Cornales; Cornaceae. The record is from RefSeq and is a predicted model, not a curated record. Bases 535 to 1338 code for a protein of 267 amino acids. The transcript has a single exon.
ACGUAGUUAUGGGUUGUUGUGGGGGUAGUUUGCUUGAGGCAGGCGAUAUUCAGUUUGUUCCGUUCUUCUUCUCCGACGGCUCAAGUCAAAAACUCCUCUUUUGAUGAGAGCCCUUCCACGUUCGCCCUCUCUCUCUGGAACCAAACCUAGAUUUCUCACCGAUCGGCGGUUCAAUUUCUGUCUCUGCAACAAACAAGCGAUUGAAUUCGUGAAUGCACCAAAUGGCAAAUCUAUCAUUAUAUAGAGAGAGAAACGAGAUUUGGAUCUUGUUUCAUUAAUCGGCGUGGUCUACUAAUUUUGUUUUAGAGAGAGAAAAGGAGAGGAAUUUGUUGUAUUUUACAGGGUUUCCGUCUGGUUUCAUUGUUCUAGAGAGAAGGAUAAAAUUGAAGAGAGAGAGGUGAUGUAUGGAUCCGAUGAAUGAAUUUGAUUCCAUUAGAAGAAUUUUUCGCUAAAGAAAGGUCGGUUGGUCUUAAUCAGAUCUAUUAGGGCAUUUUGAAUGUUGUAUUUUGGCGAUUCGUGAUAUCUACAUUUUGAAUGAUGAUUUCGAAUCCCGAUUUGGUUUAUUACGCCUCUGUUUCCAAAGGAACUACGAUUCUCGCAGAGUUCAACUCCGUGGACGCCGAUCUCGGAAGGAUUGCUGCGAAAUGUCUCGAAAAGACGCCGCCUUUUCACAUCAUUUUCUCUCAUACCAUUCGACAAAGGACCUACAAGUUCUUGAUCGACGACCCUUUUAUCUAUUUCGCCGUGUUCGAUGAGAAUCUGGAUAACUCGGAAGGUCUUGUCUUUCUUAAAUGCGUACAGGACGCGUUCAUUGAUAUCAUUGAGAGCAAUCCCAUCAAUGAUUUGGACAGUUUGCAUUUUCAUUGUUUUCAAGGCGAAUUCAAUCCAGUAUUCCAUCAAUUGUUGACACCACCGUUGAAUUUCGAUGCUAUGCAUUCGCCACGGGGAGUUCUUAAACACUCUCGGAGUGGAAGUUUGGAAUCGCCCAAAGGGUUGAAAUUUGGGUCUGUGCCGUUGCUCAGAGGGGAUAAGUUCAUGGGGUUGAAGAAGAAGAAGAAGCUGAAUAUUAAGUUGAAUAUGGAGACCGAUGGUGAAGGCGAAGAUUCAGUGGUCAGUAACAGGGUGGAUAUUACUGAUGGUGGUGCUGGUUUGAGUAGAGAAUUUUCGGUGUUAAUGCAAAAAAAUGGAUUUUAUGCUGUGGAUUCAGGAACCCAAAGGGCAAAGCUAGUUUGGAAGAAACAUGUUUGGGUGGUGUUGUCAUUGGACUUGAUUGUUUGUUUUAUCUUGUUUGGGAUAUGGUUGUGGAUUUGCAGGGGAUUUAAAUGCAUUGAUGGUUGAAUUGGCACUAGCAGGUUUGGAUGGUGGUGUUCCCUGAUUGUUGAAUCUUUUUUCCUGUACAUUGCUAGCAGUUGGGUUCUGUGAUGAUAUUUUCAAAGGCGUAUUGGUAUAGUAAAAUAGAACCUCCAGUUACUUGUGAGUUUCCAAAUUGUGAUUCAGCUUCUACUGGUAAUCUAUUUUAUCAAUGAAGUCCUGGUAUUCUGGACAAGUAUAUAUACCGCUUCUUAAUAUGGUUCUUAACUAUCUCAUUUUGUGUUAUGCUUUAAACUGUAUGUGUAAUUACACAGAUAUUAUGGGCCUACACAUUUUUAAAUUAUCUCUUCAGAAAUGUUUCUGGUUAA